GUUGGAUGAAGUGGAUUUCAAAAAAUUGGGCGACAUUGUAGAUUGGGUGAAAAAUAAACAAACGAUAGUCUGUCGUUUUUAUAGGUUAUAGUAUAACAUAGCGUAUAUAAUAUAACCUCUAUAUAUUAUAUUAGAUUGAUUAGCAAAUACAUGUGUGAUGUAAUAUCACACACAUUAAGGCCUUGGUAUAGCCAGUUAAUUUGGUAUAGCCAAGUAAGCUUAGUAAACUUGGUAUACCAAGCCGGUAGCCUAAUAAUGCUUGUAGUGAAAAAUGUAAAAAGCCUUUUCGUGCUCAAUAAGCAGGAGGACGGGCUGCCAAUAAUUAAAAAAUGUAUGGAGUGGGCUAUAUACAGGUAGUGUAUUUCAAUUUCAAGUUGAAGGCCAUCUAUACAACUCUGCUGCUGAGGAAAGUGAUCCAAGCCAAGGAAGACCCAAAGCUGAUCGAUGAUUGAGAUUACUAUGGGAACAAAAGACUAGAGCCGGCUGGAUCUCUUCUCUCACUCAUGUUCGAAGACUGCGUCAAGACAUUCAACAGUGAAUUGAAGAUGAUUGCUGAGAUCAAAGCAGCUCAAUUCGACAUUGUCAGACAUAUGCGACAGGAUUCGAUAACAAAGACAUAUUGGUGCAUGCCAUUUUAACGGUAUCGAUUUGAAGAUCAUUGACGUCAAAGGAAUCUCCAUAUCAUAGAAAAGCCAAUAGAGGUCUGCAACAACAUUCAUCGCUAUGAUAGUCUUUACUGAGAUCCACUUCAAACUGUCAGCAUUCCUUAUGAGUAACAUCCAUGAUUCCAAUCCAACCAAUUCUGACAGUUAGAAGAGUAUCUGACUAUGGCUCUCAUUAGUAAGGAGUGAUAAUGAAUUGUGAUUUCAUCGCUCAGCGCUCAGCGCUCAGGCCUUCCCCAAAGCUGGACUCAAUCAACAUCACCUAUAAAACGGACCUACUGAGAAAGAUCAAGUCAGAAGUUGAAUCGAGUUGGGGCACAGCUUCUUCUCCACACAGAGAUGUUCUUGCAAUUCAUCUUAUUUGCCCUGGCAGCGGCCGUUUCAGCCGCACCGUUUGAUGCCGAGCCACCAAUCAAGUUCGCCUGUCAUCUGAGCCAUGAGCCGGGCAAGCAGAUCUGUCGCCGCGAUGGUCUGACACUAUCCGUCUUCACCAGCAACGCCCUCCCCAUCGACCUUGAGAUCGAGAAGGCCGAACUAGCCGCCCUCAUCAAGAGCUGGGCUCCCGACCACAUUCCUGCAUCAACUGACCAUAUUGCCGCUGUCGGCCGACCCAAAAGGCAAAUAGGCUACGGAGGCGGUCUUUCAGGUGCCUCAGCCAUGUCAGCGGCUGGAGCCUUCGGAGGCGGCUACGGAGGCGGUGGUGGAUUCCCUGGCGGUGGAUUUGGCGGCUUCCCAGGAGGCGGCUUCGGAGGUGGCGGUGGAUUCGCGUCCUCGCAGGCUAAUGCGGGUGCCUAUGGAGGUGGACUUGGGUUUGGACGUUAAUAAACCCUCCUACACUAUGCCCCUCAAUACAGAGGAUCCAAAUUUCGCCCACAAGAAACAAGAAAACAAAUUCGACAUCCAUUACUGUCCUUAUCGUUGGAUCAGUCCGAAUACACAAAUGUCAAUUACAGAAGAAAGGUUGUUGACUGACUUUUAAAGUAUCAGGUGUAAUUCAACAUCUAUUGUUAAAGCUCAACUCAAUAUUAUGAUGAAAUAUUAAUUGAUGAAAUUCAAUUACUAAAAUAAAGUGACUUUUAGUAAACAUA
This is a messenger RNA of Nilaparvata lugens (brown planthopper), 1750 nucleotides long. Its product is annotated as keratin, type II cytoskeletal 1. NCBI's taxonomy places the organism in Eukaryota, Metazoa, Arthropoda, Insecta, Hemiptera, Delphacidae. The transcript has 5 exons. The coding region runs from base 1002 to 1484 and encodes 160 amino acids. The record is from RefSeq and is a predicted model, not a curated record.